ACCUAUUUAUUUUGUCAUGAUUAAUUCUUUCUUGGCCUGUGACUGGAUGAGGACGUCUUCCGUGAUUAAUUGCUGAUCGGACUCAACCUUAUUUUUUCUCUGGAAUAUUUAUUUUUCAACUUAUUUUCUCCAAAUCGUUUUUGCGUGGCCAUCAAAUCAUUUAUUACUGUCACCAUGGUUGCACAUAAGAUGUUGAGUUUGGUACUUGUUGGGCUAUUAUUGUCAUCUACUGCUCAUGCUGGCCCAUUGGCAGCUGGAGUUUGUUAUGCUGGAUGUGCUGCUGUAACUGUAGCUUGUUUUUCGGCAGCUGGAUUCACUUUCGGCACCGUCCCCGGAGCAAUUAUUGCUGCUACACCCGCGUUAGCCGCGUGCAAUGCAGCCUUUGGGAUUUGUGAAGCUAGCUGCAUCGCAGCCUUGGUCGUACCAGUACCUUAAAAAUAUUUUCAUUUUAAACAGCUCAAAAAAUAAACUUUUUUUUCCAAUUAAACAUAAAAAUUUUUAUUUUGAUACAUUAAUUUUGCACUUAAAUACACAAAAUAAUAUCAUCAAAACUAGAAAAUAAUCUUUUGCAUAUUAAAUAACUUAAUGUUCUAAAUAAACUGCUUUUUUUCUUUGAUUUUGUUAAUUGUUUUUUUUUUUAUUCAAUAAACUAUUGCUUUUAAUAUAAUA
Molecule: messenger RNA, 669 nt
Organism: Aphis gossypii (cotton aphid)
Lineage: Eukaryota; Metazoa; Arthropoda; Insecta; Hemiptera; Aphididae
Exons: 2
Coding region: 175-435 (86 amino acids)
Source: RefSeq, a predicted model, not a curated record